GCCAGAAGAAAUGACUCGAAAUAGUUUUGAAUUGGAUCCAAUCUUCGCAAAACUGAUUUCGAACGAAGAGUUCACGCCAAGCUUAAUUAAAUGACAUCGUGUUCGAGGACGCUGAUAUAGCAAUAAAUGAAAUAUCGAUACGUAUAAACGUGAGACGAGAUACGUAUAAUGCGAGACGUGCUCGCAUGCCGCUCGGAGGUUUCAUUCAUAGAAGUCCAUUCAUAAAUCCGACGUAAGACGUUCGCCCGUACGAAAAAACAGUUUUUCAUCGAGAUCGGCGAUUUUCGACGACGGGCUUCUCGUGAUAUCAUCUCCCGCGGGGUGGAGUCCGAACCCAGUGACGUAAUGAAACAGAGGGUGUAUCAUACACACGGGGCGGCCGUAAUAACGUGGAGGAGGAACAAGUCGGUGGUGUUGGUACCAAUGGUGGUGAAUACAGCUUUGAAUCUCUUGGUGGUACAGAAGAAGAACGUGGAAGAGGGGUGAGUGGUCGCAGUAUAAAUGUGGCCCGCGCAAGCUCCACCAAUCACUCGCCCUCUGACCUCCAAAGUCCAAGCUCUCGCGGUACCAAACACCCCCUCUUUGUUCGUACGAUCAAGAGACAAGCCAGUUUCGGCAGCGAGACUCGUGGCCUCGUGACCACCUCGUGGGUGCCAUCUGAAUCAUCAUCAAGACUUACAGUUAACGUCUUCGGGAAAGUUGCUCCAGCCGUCGACUGACUCAUUUCCUGGACUUGCGAUUACUUCCUCCGUCGCAAACAUGACAUCACUCGUGGUAUUCGUCCAACGAUGCAUCGUCCUCGUCGCCGUCGUACUGUGCUACUUCCAUGUCCACGGGGAAGAAAGCGUGAAUUGCGAAAUGUAUCCGUAUCACCACACCUGUAGGGGUACAAUGUCGAGGAAACGUGCAAUGUUUCCGAUUACGUAUGGAUCGGAGUGCGAGGGUAACGAAGGAACAAUAAAUUGCAUUCGGGAGAUCGAAGAGAGGCGUCGUACUUAUCCCUACGUUACGCUGUCGAAGUCAAAGCUCUUGGCCGCUCUCCUUAAUAACGAUUUACAAAAGGACAUUGCGCGAUCUGUUCGACACAAGUUAAGGAACGACGAAGUGGACGAACGAAAGGCUUUGAUGGAGAAUUUCUUAUCGGAACUGGAAUCCUCGGACAGCUAUUAAACGAACUAAUUUGGAAAUCAACAGUCGUUCGACCCGCGCACUUUUUCAUACUUUUCGAGAUGUAUACCUAUUCGAUCCUUCUUCCUGUGAAUGUGAAACAAAACUCUGUACCCUCCUUUCUAAAUAUCUUUCUGCUCUGUCGUCAUUCUCCUUAUUUUCUUUAAUGUCUCAAUCAGAUUAAACAAUUGUAUCCACGUUGUCAACAAUAUACAUGUUUUGUGGCAUAAGAGAAGUACAUUUGAAAUUCGAAUCAACGUCCUCCAAUUAUCCUUACGGAAAAGAAAGUACGGAAUUAAAGUGUUGUACGUAUCUACUCAAUGUAUGAUUAAUGUAUAUGUAAAUUCUUGUACAUAUGAAUAUAAAUAAAUUUCAAACAAACAUCACAAAACUGCUUUAUGUGUUUGAAGAGAAAUUCUAUUUAGUUGACACGUUGGCUCUUUAACGCUAAUUUCGUGCAUUCUUGUUGAUGUAUACCGUUGCAAUCCAGAUGAAUCCUAACUAAAAUUAAACAAUGACUCCUAUCUCUGUCGUAGAAUCUUUGAACCCUUUCGAAACGUCACUCGGCACGUGGAAAAACUUAAACAUUUCUAUUGAACUCAAUUAUCGACAC
This is a messenger RNA of Ceratina calcarata, 1780 nucleotides long. RefSeq lists its product as uncharacterized. The record is from RefSeq and is a predicted model, not a curated record. NCBI's taxonomy places the organism in Eukaryota, Metazoa, Arthropoda, Insecta, Hymenoptera, Apidae. The transcript is spliced from 4 exons. Bases 760 to 1170 code for a protein of 136 amino acids.